ACUACGCAUGCACCAAUUUGAAUAAGUGGCGGGGAAGACAAUAUCGCAAGUCUCAUGGUACUUGCUAACAAUUAGCAUUUCAUUAGUGAAAAAAAGAUGGUGGAAGGUCCUGGAUGUACAUUAAACGGCGAGAGGAUAAGCGCGAGGGUACAGAAAGGACAAAGAGUCAAAGAGAUGCGAGGCAGCAUGUUCACAACGAAGGGAUUCAAGCAGGAAAUAAACCACGCCAUCCAAAGGCUCAAAGGGUGUCAGUACACCGGCGUCGACACCUUGGGGAAGGAGCUCUUCUUGUAUUUUGGCACUAACGCGUUGAGAGUCCACUUUGGCAUGAACGGCUCGAUGCGAAUCAACGGCGCUCAGAAGAAACAUAGCGUUGGCAGCGGCUCCGUCCCCGUGCUCGAAAUCCACCUGGACAACGACAAAGUGUGCUUCUUUGACAGUACGGUGGAAUUGAGGUUGAGUGGUGACUGCGAGAAGCGUGUGCAAGCCCUUCAGUCCCUGGACGUGUGCUCGCCCGUGUUCAUCCCCUCGCGCUCGGCCGAGGCGGUGAGACGCCACGGCAGCAGGAUGCUCUGUGACGUCCUCCUGGACCAGGCCGUCAUGCCGGGAGUGGGGAACAUCAUUAAAAACGAGGCUCUUUUCGAUGCGGGCCUACACCCGGCCGUGAAGGUGGAGCAGCUGUCGGACGAGCAGCUUCACCAUUUGGUAAAGAUGACGCGUGAUUUCACUCUUCUCUUUUACAAGUGUCGCAAGUCUGGCUCUGCGCUGAGCACACACUACAAAGUAUACAAACGUCCACGUUGCGGCCGCUGCUCUGGCGCUGUCACCGUCUGUCGUCUCGGUGACAACGCCAGGAUGACGUACUUCUGCGAGCGCUGUCAAAAGUGUGACACCACCAGCAUCUACAUCAGGUCUCAUGUUCGCAGUCAACUUCCUGUCAGAAACACCUUGAUUAGCUGGGCAAGCAGCGGGGGAGCAGCCAAUGAGAAUGUGGCAAAGAGGGAGGAAGAGGACUGGACAUGUCACCUGUGCACACUCCUGAACCGGCCCGCCGCCAAAAGCUGCGACGCCUGCCUCACUCCCAGAGCUCCGGUCCACAGAGAGGACGCCCCUGCGCCCUGCUCCACCGAUCUGGUGCGGUACGCCUGCACUGCCUUCACAAAACCCCGAGAGGAGCGCAAACUGAACUGGCGCUCCGCUUUCGGGACGUCCACCCUGCUUUUCUCUGAUUUAAGUGAGGUGCCUGAGCUGUCUCACGGGGAAAUGCCGGCCUCAUCCAGUCGGCCGUGCAAGAAAAUGAGAAUUGAUGGCAGUCCCUCUAACAAGUUGGGUGCGCACACAACUGCAGGAAUGGAGCGCAGCCCCUCCAGCCCCAGCACCCCACCUUUGUGUGCAUCCCACGGUCGCCCAGCUCUCCUGCGAGUGGUCCACAAGGACGGUGACAAUAAAGGACGACGGUUUUACGCCUGCACACUUCCCCGCGAGGCAAAAUGCAACUUCUUUCAGUGGGCUGACUUGCAUUUUCCCUUCUGUCACCAUGGCAAACGAUGCGUUGUGAGGACUGUGCUCAAGCUGGGACCCAACAACGGCCGUGACUUCUACACCUGCGGCUUCCAAAAGGACUCGCCGCUAACACGCCAACCGAAUUCUUCACAAAAUGGUUCAUGCGGCUGCAGUAACGUUGGUCCACCUGGAAAGAUGAAGCUUUGAGGUAGUGGUCUUUAAUUGAGUCCGUUUUUGUAAUAGAAUUAUUCAGCUUAGUCUAUGGAUUGUUAAAUAGUACUUCUUUAUCAUUCAGUUGUGUUACAUUUUUGGCUUCGUGUUUUUCCACAUAUUUACUAUAUUUAUGACCUUAUAUUCGUUAAAGACUACGAUGCAUUCUAACUUGGAGAACCCCAGUACUGCUUUUUGAGUUUCCCACCAGACGGCAAUACUUUUUACCCCAUUCGGAACAUACAGAAGAAUUUCAUACCAUUUUACGGUUUAUACAAGGGCACGUCAUGACUGAAAUGAUUACUGUCGCUCUUUAUUUCAACUAAUGGUAUGCACUCCCAUUAUCCGAGAAAAUACGACACCUAAUCAGUCACUCCAUUGGCAAGCAAAGAUGGCCGUGACAAUAUGCUCCAAUUUAAAUCGAGUGCUGUAAUGUUAUUGGAGUGAUUGGUUGUCGUGGGGAAUAUCUGCGACACUGGUGGGAUUUUCCCCGACACAUAACUGAGGCUUCACAGAGUUAAAUUGUCUGAGGGGGACACAAACCAAAGAGAAAAUAUCUCGUUAGUGGCAGUUCUCCUGGAGAAAAUGCCUUAACGAUGGCAGGAGGUCAAAGAAGAAAUGUCCAGACUGACUUGGAAGUGGAAUAUACGCAUGCAGGAGAGCAUUUCUCAAAUAUGCGUAACAUUGAAGAUCACACCUGAUGAUUUGGCUGUUGUUUUAACUACACGGAACCUACAAUAUGGACGGAUCCGACAGCUGAAAGAGAGAAGGAAAAACAUCGCCUGGUCUGAUGGGUCUCCAUUUCUGCUGACACGUGAUUAGUGUCAGAAUGCGGUGGAAGCAACAUGAAAGCAUGCAUCCGUCCUGCCUUGUAACGAAUUGCUUUCAUCCAUAAGAUGUUUUCUUUGCUCUCUGAGUAACAACUAGAUUUAGAAGCUACAACCUUCCCCUGUGUAUUGUUACUGACCACAAACAUCACGCUUACUUCGAGCUGGAUAUGGCUCUAUGUGGUUUAAAUUAAGAUUUCAUGUCAUGGUUAGAAGUUCAGAUGAUGGUGCCAAGUCCGAGUUAGGGUUCCAAAUUAGGAUUUCAAAUGAAUUAAUUCAAAUUAUGAUAAUAAUUGAUAAUGUUUUUAAUCCAGUCUAAGGGUUUUCCAAUUUGUGUUUUAUGGUUAGGGUUUCAAGCAGGGUUCAGUGUUUCAAGUUGAAGUUUUAGGUGAAAUUCAGGGUUAGGGUUUCAAAACAGGCUUUUUGUAUCUGUUUUUAGUCAUGUUAGUCAUUUAAAUGAUCCUUUCAAUACAAGAUUAGUGUUUCGAAUUAGGGUUUCAAGUUUAGGUUUGGGUUUCAAUUUAGGAUUAGGGUGUCAAGUUCAGGUUUUUGAUAUGAUGUUUUAAUCCUGCUUUCAAAUUAGGAUUUCAAGAUAGGGUUAAGGUUUUAAAUUACAGUUUCAGAUUUCACUCGAGGGUUAGUGUUCCAAAUUAAGGUUUGAAGUCUUGUUUAGGGUUUCAAUUUAGGGUUAGGGAAUAAUUUUAAGGUUUUGAAAUCUAUAUAGUGUUAGGGGUUAGAAAUCAAGAUUUCAAGACAGCGUUAAAACUUUCUAAGAUGGGUAGUGUACAUAUUGAAAAUUGCUUUCUAUGCAAAUUGGAGUUGGAAGUGCGUCUCAGGUGGUAAAUUUCACACUCUGAUUGUUAUACCUGAUUCUCCCACCAGCAUAGUGUGCUUUGUGUGCUCCAUCACAGCUCUUGCAACGCCGAUGGCGUUCUUGAUCCUCCUCAGGUCGGCCACGGCGCCCACCUCCAUCGUGUUACUACUCAUACAGACGCGGUUAAAAGUUUCGCUCCCUUACUCUCUGGAAUAUACAGUAUACAUAUAUCUUUUUUUACCCAUUCAUAAUCAUUGCAUCCAGCGUAGUUUCACCGCUCUCGUCUGGGCUCCCACCGUAGCCCACACUUCCGUCGCAUUGCUCCUUUUGACAGCGCUUGCACCCAGCCUCCACAGCGUCCAAUACCGAGCCACCGGACUGUAGGGCCGCCCACGCUGGACAGGGAACACAAACACAUAACACUUUGAUUGUUACUAGUGAAUCCAGACAAUUGUUUCUCAUUACAUUACAAUUGUUUGAAGAUAUGUAAUUGCUGAAAACGUGUAAAGACUGAGAUGCAGCUUGCAACCAAGUAUGACACUCUCAAGGCACUUACAUUUUGGAUGGAUCAGUUUUGAAGCCAGCAUAUUGGUCAUUGUUAGUGGAAAUCACCUGUCAUCGUAAAUCCAUAUUUCAAGUGGAGCUUCUAGUAUUGUCUGUGCACCUUUCUUUUUCUUCUUGGGCAUAGGCUCAUGUUUAAUGCUCAGAGAGAAAAAAACCCUCUCCGAAUACGUCUGUUUAUUUUACUCAUUUUGCAAGCAUGUGGAUUUACAAUGGCAGCUUGAAAUGUAUCAAGAGUCAGUUAUAGACGGAUGUAAUAGAGAUAUUUUACAGCCUCUGCAAAUAAAUAAACCCUAAGUACUUUAAGUUUUUUUGUUCAAUUGUGCGGCACGGUCUAAUGUGGCCAACAGACCUAGAGCAACUCAGUGCUUAGGGACCACUGGGAUAAAGGAACAGUAUUGUGCUCGUAUCUGUCUACAUGUGCUGCUUCACCAUUUGUGCUCAACUAUCUGUUCCUUGAUAAUAAUGUUAUCCACUAAAUUGCUAUUUGUUGUGAAGUUGAGUCACCUGUCACCAAAUAGUGCUCAUAACGCAAGUUUAAAGUCAAAUCACUUGUUUUUCAAGGGACCACUGUAUACAAACACAAAUCUCAACGAAUAAAUAUUCUUGUAAUAUAACUACUAUUUUGCCAGAAUAUUAUAUGUAUUUUUUCUUAUUCAUUUUUAGCUUAAAAAUCUGCCUGAUCACAGACACAAUUUGUGCUCACAAAAAUUAUUCUUGCUUUUGUUCUCUCACACUUGAUGGCUGGGCAGGUAGUACAGAACACAACAAUUUGUAUCCAAGCGAUUCAAAAGCUAUAGCUUUAAAUUCACUCCUUCAACCGGGCACACAUCCGCAGAUACCAAAUUGCUGUCACAAGAAAAUAUGAUGUAACUCGGUGGCAAACAUCUUCUGUCGUCAUUAUUUUUUUAUGCUUCCCUAUGUCCACGUGUGUGGGGGUAGGGCUUCUUGUUGCGCCAUGCCCAGUGUUGCACUGAUGUUUUAACAGAAACUUUAGAGUACAGCAAAAUCCCAAGGCCGACAAGUUGCGCUUACUAUAAGAUACCAGUAGCACACAGCGAGUCAAUUUGCCCGCUUUCACACCAUCAGCUUCAGGAGGCUCGGGAGAAAAAUGAUGUACAGCCGAUAAAUUAAAGAGUUUCCAUCUAUCAAGCACGGGAGAUUUUUUCCAGUUAACUCCCAUCUUGUCCAGAUUUCAUCUGUCAGAGCAGCUACGUGGAGCGCACCUGGCGGAAAGCCGCCUUGACAGAUAAAAUUCCGAGUAAAUGCGAAAGUGUUUUCACUUCCAAUCUACGACUUUCUGGUGCAUCAUCCUCGACACACAACCCAAUGGAGCGAGGGCAGACCCUCCCUGGGUUGGCAGUUAUGAGUCCCACUCGGUUUCAAACGCAGUCGCUGAUGCUUAAGUUUCACAUUAUCACCAGAUAACAUACCAGCUAUGGAUUUGAGUCGAGAUCAAAUCUCAACUCUCAAAAAUCCUUAUGAGACCCCUUAAAAUCUGCCUUUUUUUGCGACAAAAUGUCAUUUAUAAAAAAAA
Syngnathus acus (greater pipefish) is the source of this 5452-nucleotide messenger RNA. It is a transcript of the gene neil3, whose product is annotated as nei-like DNA glycosylase 3. Gene Ontology annotation, biological process: base-excision repair. Gene Ontology annotation, cellular component: nucleus. Gene Ontology annotation, molecular function: damaged DNA binding; DNA-(apurinic or apyrimidinic site) endonuclease activity; zinc ion binding. NCBI's taxonomy places the organism in Eukaryota, Metazoa, Chordata, Actinopteri, Syngnathiformes, Syngnathidae. The transcript is spliced from 11 exons. Bases 97 to 1710 code for a protein of 537 amino acids. The record is from RefSeq and is a predicted model, not a curated record.